GUCUCGCUUCCACCUCCCAAUGCCCCCCCAGCUGCUGCUGCUUGUCGUCCUAGUCUCUCAUUUCCAACUUCAAUCUUACUUGCGCACACGACCUUCCCUCGGAAAUUCCAGCUAUAACUAGCCCUCCUCUUGCCCCGCCCUCCCCCCAUUAGCCCUUGCUUGCUCCGUGCAACCUUGAGAGCUGUGUUCUUGGACUCUUUGGAUCCAAGGCCACCUUCUGCUCGGACACUUGCAGCUUCCUUUUGCCAAUCCUCGCCAGUCGAUGCUCUUUUCUCGCCCUCCAAUUCGCCUUGCUUGGUCUUCAGCUUUUCGAUCGGCUUGCAAGUUACCCCUCCCCCGUUCCAGGCUCUUUUCCAGCUCCGCCCCGCGCUUUAUCGCCGACAUGGAAACCGUAGACACCUCUGAGCGCCUGACAAGGUUAAGGCAGUUGAUGCAGGAGCACAGGGUUGAUGUAUACAUCGUCCCUUCGGAAGAUAGCCACCAGUCCGAAUACAUUGCCCCAUGUGAUGGCCGUCGAGAAUUCAUCUCGGGUUUCUCCGGAUCAGCAGGAACAGCAAUCGUGUCCAUGUCAAAGGCAGCACUCUCUACAGAUGGUAGAUACUUCAACCAGGCUUCUAAGCAGCUUGACGGCAACUGGGCGCUCUUGAAGCGGGGUGUUGAGGGUGUUCCAACCUGGCAGGAAUGGACUACCGAACAGGCCGAGGGAGGAAAAAUCGUUGGUGUCGACCCGGCUCUGAUCACACCCGCGGGCGCCCGUAGUCUUUCAGAGACUCUGAAGAAGAAUGGAUCAUCACUAGUGGGUGUCGAGCAAAGCCUAGUUGAUCUGGUUUGGGGUAAAGACAGACCGGCUCCUCCAAGGGAAGUGGUGAGAGUUCACUCAGCGAAGUAUGCGGGCAAGAGCUUCCAAGACAAAAUUAGCGACCUGCGCAAGGAGCUGGAAAACAAGAAGGCAGCCGGCUUUGUUAUAUCCAUGUUGGACGAGAUCGCGUGGCUGUUCAACCUGAGAGGUUCUGACAUCCCAUACAACCCGGUCUUCUUCUCAUACGCUCUUAUCACGCCCACUACCGUCGACCUCUAUGUCGAUGACGAUAAGCUGACGCCGGAGGUGAAAGCUCACCUUGGCCAGGAUGUCGUCAUUAAGCCAUAUGGCUCUAUCUUCGCAGACGUUAAAGCGCUCAGCGAAGCGCGCAAGCAAGAUGCAACUGGAGCAGCCCCUAAGUUCCUCCUGUCGAACAAGGCUUCAUGGGCUCUUAGCCUUAGCCUGGGAGGCGAAGAGCAGGUCGAGGAAGUUCGCAGCCCUAUCGGUGAUGCUAAAGCCAUCAAGAAUGAUGCGGAACUUGCGGGAAUGCGGGCCUGUCAUAUUCGCGAUGGCGCGGCCUUGAUCGAGUACUUCGCCUGGCUCGAAAACGAGUUAAUCAACAAGAAGACAACUUUGGAUGAGGUGGAUGCGGCGGAUAAGCUGGAACAGAUCAGAUCCAAACAUGAUCUCUAUGCCGGCCUGUCCUUCGAUACUAUCUCCUCCACAGGUCCUAAUGGAGCCGUCAUUCAUUACAAGCCUGAGAAAGGAAGCUGCUCUAUCAUUGACCCCACCGCCAUCUAUCUCUGCGAUUCUGGCGCCCAGUAUCUGGAUGGCACUACUGAUGUGACUAGGACGUUCCAUUUUGGACAUCCUACUGAGCUGGAGAAGAAAGCCUUCACCCUGGUUCUCAAAGGUCUCAUUGCUAUUGACACUGCAGUGUUCCCUAAAGGCACUAGUGGAUUUGCGCUUGAUGCGCUUGCCAGACAGUUUUUGUGGAAGGAGGGCCUUGACUAUCUCCACGGAACGGGACACGGAAUUGGCUCUUAUCUGAAUGUGCAUGAGGGUCCCAUUGGCAUCGGCACCCGUGUCCAAUACACAGAAGUUCCGAUCGCUCCAGGCAACGUUAUCUCUGACGAGCCUGGAUUUUACGAGGACGGAAAAUUUGGCAUUCGCAUUGAGAAUGUUAUUAUGGCACGUGAAGUGCAAACCACUCACAAGUUCGGUGAAAAGCCAUGGCUGGGCUUCGAGCAUGUCACAAUGGCUCCGGUGGGCCGCAAUCUGAUUGACGCAUCCCUCCUCGGCGACCAUGAAAUCAAGUGGGUGAAUGACUACCACGCAGAGGUUCAGUACUCUGGUAUGAGUGGCAGAAAUCCAUACGCGACCGGAUACGGGUAUUCCGACACCAACCGCUAUGAGCGCAGUGAUGGCGGAUAUGGCAACAGCAAUAAUCUGGGGGUAAACGGUUAUGGAGGAGCGGGCGGAGGAGGGAGUGGGGAAAGGGAGCGUCGCCCAGGUGGAUACGGUGGCUUCUAUCCAGAGGCAUCACAAUCAUCGUUGUCCCCAGGCCAGUCACCAGAAGGGCGACGUGAAAGAUGGGAUAGGGACGGCGAACAUUCGUCGUCGCGAUCCCGCACAAGGGAUGGAGAGGCAGAUAGGAAAGCACUAGGCUCACGGGAAGGUCGCGCUCGAGGAGAUAGUAGCUGGCUAGGGAGCAACAGCAGCGGCGAGAAUGUCACCGGUCAUGCGGCAGGUCCCCAGGCCAUUGAAGACGUACUGCAAAUGGUCCAGCGGGAAUGGGACUUCGUGGCCUCCGACAACUGCAUCCCGGUAGAAGUAGCUUUGCAACUGAUGGAUACCAGCACUCUGGGAAAGGCAGACCGUGAGCCGGAUUUCAUUAGUAUAAAUGACAAAAUCCAGAAGACAUUGAAGUCGGUUGUUAAUGAGCAUCACCAGGGUUUCAACAGUUCCAUUGGUACCUAUCAUAAGAUUCAGACGAGUAUACAGAGCUCACAGAGUCGCGUUCGCAACCUGAAGGUCUCACUAGAAGAGGCGAAAUCCGGGUUACUAUCGACUAAACCCGAGCUCAAUGGACUAGCCACGUCAUCUCAGAAGUACGACGACAUAAUUCAGUUGUUCAGCCAAAUACAAGAGAUCCAAUCUCUUCCUGAAAGGCUAGAAUCCCGGAUAUCGGACAAGAGAUUUCUUGCGGCAGUUGAAGUACUGCAUAAUGCCUUGCGACUUCUGCGGCGCUCUGAAUUAGAGAACAUUGGGGCCCUCGCAGACAUUCGUGCUUACUUUGGGAAUCAAGAAGCUUCUCUCACCGAUAUACUGAUUGAGGAGCUGCACGAUCACCUCUACCUUAAAUCCCCCUAUUGCUCAAGUCGGUGGAAACCACCGACAGCUGAUGGGGAAGGAAAUGGAGCCGAUCCGUCCAGUUGGGCUGGGACGAGCUCAUGGGAGAGACCUGUGUAUGCAUUCCUUGGUAAAUUGGACGCGUCCACGCCCAUGGUCGAAGAUGCUUCGCGGAAUCCGGAGGCCGACACAUUUUACUAUAUACAAUUACUGAUAGAAGCUCUGAACAAAAUGGGACAUCUGGACAUUGCAGUCGAUCGGAUAGAGCAACGCCUUCCUGUUGAACUGUUUGCAGUUGUUGACAAAACGAACGCCGAGGUCGAUGCAAGGCAUCCAAAUUUGACCCGUGGUUUUGCUUCACAAGAUAGCAAGACAAACCUCCCGACAGAGAUUAUCGAGAAACGUGGCCAUGUAUUAUCCGAAUACUUGUGGACCUUGUAUGCCAAGUUCGAGGCUAUUGCUGAAGGACAUCGUGUCUUGCACGACGUGAUUGCAGCUAUCGUGGAACGCGAAGGCAUACCAAAGGGCAAUGCGCUCGCGGGUGGCUUCAAGGAGCUUUGGAAGCUCUAUCAAAGCGAGAUCCGGUCCCUUAUGCAUGACUACCUUGCUACUGAUGGGGAGUCAUCAUUCAGGCCCAGGUUAGAAGAAGCUGAGGCGAAACGUCAACUUUAUACAGGUCAAAGAGACAAGAACAAGAAAAUGUUCAAACUAUCCGAUACGGAUCAUACCUCCGAAAUCCAGGCAGAGCAAAACGAGCUGGACGAGAUCCUCAGGUCUUCUGUUCCCGGAUUGGUCACCAAAUCAAGCCAGAAAACCGCUGCCAUUGAUCCAUCCGAGUCCAGGCAAGGGAACUCGGGAACCGGGCAUAAGAUUCUCAUUGAACCGAGCGUUUUCAACAUGAGCCUUCUUCUUCCGCCUUCGCUAUCCUUCAUUCAACGACUGAAGGAAAUUGUACCCGCGGACUCCGAUAUUGCCAUGAGUACACUGACAUCUUUCUUGGAUGACUUCUUGGUCAAUGUCUUCCUCCCUCAACUAGAUGAAACUGUGACGGACCUCUGUACUCUAAGCUUUAUCUCGCCAGACGCUUUUACAGAGGACCCUCAGUGGUCUGCAGUAUCGCCUCGGCCGGUCUUCAGGGGUACGGUCAAAUUCAUGUCCAUCAUAAGAGAGUUCAGUAAAAUGCUGUCCAGCAUUCCUCAUGACCAAGCCUUCACCCAACUCAUCCUUUCGCAAAUUGUAACAUACUAUGACAAGUGUUGCGGAUGGUACAAAGCAAUUGUGACCAAAAUAUCUCCUCGGGACAACAGGGAAGUCCGGCUGAAGGCCGCUGCGCGAUUUGCGGAAUCGGGCGACAUUCAUGAUAUUAUUACUGACCUAUGGAAUGGGGUCUCUGGGAGUAAGCGGGAGCUUGUAGACAAGGAAACCGAGUUUCUGCUCAAAGCCACGGAAGAAGAACCACUGGAGCCAUACGACAUCAUAUCCGAUCCGAAGACAGUCGUGUCUCUGUCUCUUCUAUUCAACAGCAUGCAAUGGUUUGCAAGCCAUCUUGCACAGCUGCGUCAGAUCACGCAGCCAGCCUCUGACUCGCGGCAGGCUGAAAAUCGGCCAGCCAACCGCCGCUGGACUCUGAUCGGUGCCAUGAAACCCAAGUGUGAGGGUGUCAACCAACCGGUAUAUCUUCCUUUGAACCAGGAAACAGCUACUGUGUUCGACACCACUCUUCAGUCACUGCGCAAUUUCGCAUGCACUGCUCUCUUCGCCCUGCACGUCGACAUCCGCUGCGGCGUCAUUCACAUGCUGAAGCGGACAAUGGCAGGCCCGAAAGCCCGGAAUCCGCGGGCCUCUGAACCCACUACGCCAUCGCCAAACUCUGUCACCAAUUGGUGGCAUAUUCUCUCGAAUCAGCCGACUGCCGCAUCUCCUACGGUACUUGAGCUGAACAAUGACCUGAUCGCAUUCGACACCAAUAUCUCGUCCUAUCUGGGACCACCUGAGCGAUGGUUCAUCACUUCUGGGCUCGCCAGAUUUAUUGACCAAAUAUUCGUCGCAAACACCUGUCAUAUCGGGGCUAUGAACGAGAACGGCGCGCUCCGGCUUCAAUUGGACGUCCUGGUUUUGCAACAGAACUUGAAGAACAUCAUCCUAGAUCCGACGGAGAAUGCAAGCAAAGAGGUCAAUUCUAACAUGCAGGAAAACAGUGGGCAGCCCGAGGUUGUUGCUCUUCCUCGUAGCGCCAAGUUUCUCGAUUGGUUCCUGGAAGGGGCGGAAAAAGCCUUGGACUACGCGAAAGACGAGAAGGAAUCGUUCGCAGCCCAUGGAGACCAAGCGCUGGCCGCUGGCAAUGGCGAGCCCUUCACGUAUGAUGAGCUUAAGGUCCUCAUUGACCUCUGCUUCUCAGACGCCCUGCUAGGCCCUCGAGGUGCAGAAAACCGGGAAGAGUUCAUGGCUGCCAAGAAAGCCAGCGCCGACGCGCUGUUGAGAUUAAAUGAGGUGAUGUGGGAUUCCAAGUGA
This is a messenger RNA of Aspergillus sclerotioniger CBS 115572, 5662 nucleotides long. RefSeq names its product exocyst subunit SEC8. Gene Ontology annotation, cellular component: exocyst. Lineage: Eukaryota; Fungi; Ascomycota; Eurotiomycetes; Eurotiales; Aspergillaceae. Gene Ontology annotation, molecular function: metalloaminopeptidase activity. The transcript has 19 exons. The record is from RefSeq and is a predicted model, not a curated record. Bases 263 to 5662 code for a protein of 1799 amino acids.